Messenger RNA from Nycticebus coucang (slow loris), 2884 nucleotides. RefSeq names its product C-type lectin domain containing 17A (gene CLEC17A). The transcript is spliced from 13 exons. Gene Ontology annotation, molecular function: signaling receptor activity. NCBI's taxonomy places the organism in Eukaryota, Metazoa, Chordata, Mammalia, Primates, Lorisidae. The record is from RefSeq and is a predicted model, not a curated record. The coding region runs from base 70 to 1119 and encodes 349 amino acids.
GAGGCGGAAGCAGCCAAGCCCUCACUGACACUCAUCAGGCUCCUUGUGCUCCCUUCUUCUGAGUACAGCAUGUAUACUAACUCUGCGUGCCCAGACCCACUAGGGUACAUGGAGGAGGAGGAUGAUGAUGACUAUGAGAACACGGCACCACCCUACAAGGACCUUCCACCCAAGCCAGAAGGGUCCGUGGGUGAGGAUGAUGAUGAUGACUAUGAGAACACGGCAACACCCUACAAGGACCUUCCACCCAAGCCAGGUUUGAUUGUUCCGCCACGGCCCCCAAGGGCAGAAAAGAAAUCAGAGAACCCUCCUCUUCCUUGUAAGCCUCCAAAGACAACAGGCCUGGACCUCACCCCUGUCCCCUGUGUACCUUCUCAACUGGGCAUCAAUCUGGAGCCUCCACCGUUUCAACCGUCCCUUGCUGCAACUCCAGUGCCUUGGCUCAGUCAGAAGUCUGGAAGUCCUGGGUACUGCCAGGAGGAGAGGCUGAUGGUGUACCUGUGUGUGUUGGUGGUGGUGUCACUGCUCUUGGGCUGUGUCAGUCUGACUGUGACACUAAUUAAGUACCAGGAGGUGAUGGAAGAACUGAGGAUGUUAACCUUUCAACAGAUGGUGUGGCAGGCAAAUGUGACUGGCAUGGCAGGACUAGCUGGUCUGAGGAAGGACAUUGAUCGUGUCAGAGCUGGCACCAACCAGUCCCUGGUGGAACUUCAGGGCUUAUUAGAAUGUACCAGAGUCACCUGUCCUGAAGGCUGGGUCCCUUUUGAAGGCAAGUGUUACUACUUCUCCCCAAGCACCAAGUCAUGGGAUGAAGCCCGGAAGUUCUGCCAGGAGAAUUACUCUCACUUGGUGAUUAUCAGUAACUUUGCUGAGCAGAAUUUUGUGGCCAAGGCUCACCGCUCCCCACGGGUCUACUGGCUGGGACUGCAUGACAAACACAAAGAAGGAGACUGGAGGUGGCUGGAUGGGUCACCUGUUACAUUAAGCUUCUGGGACCCAGAGGAACCCAAUAAUAUGAAUGAAGAGGACUGUGCCAGCAUGAACAAAGGUGGCAGCUGGAAUGAUCUCUCUUGUGACAAAACUACAUACUGGAUUUGUGAGCGGAAAUGUUCCUGUUGAAUCUUAAAGAUGAGAAUCUCCUGCUCUUUCAUAAAGUCUUGCCUCUUCAUGAACUGACGUGGAUGUGCCCUAAACAUGUUGUGAUAAGCACCCUGGGUGUAGUAAGUUCCCAGAGAUACACAUCAAGCCAUUACCAGGUUGAAGACCUAGACUCACCCAAAUGGAUGGUGAGCUGGAAGGACGUCCAGGGCUUGGUCUCAUUCUGGGGUCUAAAGGACAUUCACCAUGUUUCUGAUUAUGGCUCUUGGGAAAUGAUGCUGGUUCUGGGGGCUCUGAGUCAGACAUUGAAACUGGGAUGAAAUAUCCAGACUCGGGGCGGCGCCUGUGGCUCAGUCGGUAAGGUGCCGGCCCCAUAUACCGAGGGUGGCGGGUUCAAACCCGGCCCCAGCCAAACUGCAACCAAAAAAUAGCCGGGCGUUGUGGCGGGCGCCUGUAGUCCCAGCUACUUGGGAGGCUGAGGCAAGAGAAUCGCUUAAGCCCGGGAGUUGGAGGUUGCUGUGAGCUGUGUGAUGCCACGGCACUCUACCAAGGGCCAUAAAGUGAGACUCUGUCUCUACAAAAAAAAAAAAAAAAAAAAAGAAAUAUCCAGACUCUGCAGAACCAGAAUGAACUGGGACUGGGCUCCCUUAUUGCCUAUCUGAUAUGGACCAACUUCUGGGAAGUGGAUAGGACAACAGUGUUUUUGAUAAGCAAUGUUCUUGAUGUCUUAGAUGAGGUUUGCCCAAUCCAGGUGCCAAUACCUGGCCCAGAAACUUCUAGAAAGGUAUAAAAGUUGAAAAGCAAGACCUCAACUCAGGUCAGAUCCACAGGGCAGUGAUGGAGAUAUCUGCCUACAUGUACCUGGGCUGUCUGUGUGUUGUGAAGAUCUUUGAUGAUGUAAUUCACUUUAUUUCUGUGUGGACUUUCUUGGGGUAUUAGCUCUUGGCAAUGUUAUUGCUUCUCAAAAUGCCCCUUCGUUGGGUGGUCCUUGACCACUACGUAUUAACUUUCUGGGGUUGCCACAACAAAGUAUUGGGUGGCUUAAAUGACACAAAUUUACUUUUUCUCAAUUCUGGAGGCUGGACGUCUAAGAUCAGGUUGUGGGUGAAGUUGGUUUCUUUGAGGCUUCUUUCCUCCGUUUGUAGAUGAUCAUCUCUCUGUAUCUUCACAUGGUUGUUUCUCUCUGUGUGUCCUAAUGUCCUUUUCCUGCUCUUUCUUCUAUUUUUAAUUUUAGAGGUAGGGUCUCACUCUGUUUCCUAGGCUGGAGUAUAAUGGCACAGUCAUAGCUCACUGCAGCCUUGAACGCCUGGGCUCAAGCAAUUCGCCUGCCUCAGCUUCCAAAGUAGCUGGGACUCAGGCAUGCACCACCAUGCUUGGCUAAUACUUUCAUUUUUUUAGAGAUGGGGUCUCACUAUUUUUCCCAGGUUCGUGUCGAACUCUGGGCCUCAAGCAAUCUUUCCUCUUUGACCUACCAAAGUGCUAGGGUUACAGGUGUGAAUCACCACACCCAACCCUCAAUUACCUCUUGAAAGACUCUAUCUCCAAAUGCAGCCAUAUUCUGAGGUAGUUGGAAUUAGGAUUUGAACAUAUGUGUUUUGAGGGAACACAAUUCAGCCCUUGACUCUCACAGAAAUUCCAGAAGUAGCCCCCUGAUCCUCGUGAGAACCAGAAAUCACCACUUAGAGGACUGGCACUACUCCCACUUAAGCACAACUUGAUGUGGCAAUCCCUUUGUAUAAUCCCUGAAUUGUUUCCAAGAAUGGGUAGGUAGACAUUUUCCAAACCA